AAAGAGUCUACAUCAGAUUUCAGUGCUGGAUUCUAAAAGACCUGAGGGAAGGAUGGCCCUUAUCCAUGUGUCCAAGGAGAAUGAAUACUGAGUGUGACAACCCCACAAAAGGAGAGUCACUUCAGAGCUGGCUGAGAGUGAGAGUGAUGAUGAUGAGGUUGAGUUUUAUUAAGCGUUUGUCUGAUGGCUUGUCAGUAAAGUUAUCUAAUAACAGUUAUCUAAUCAUCUAGUAGUAAAAGCAAAAAUCAGAACCCUUUGUCAUGCUGUUUCUGACAGGGCUCCACAAUCACCAGGGUGGCAUCUUUGUUCCUGUGGUUCACCUGACCUCCACCCACGUGCACACACCUGCGGCUCAUCAGUAGCUGAUGAAGCUCAGCUGGAUUUAAGGCCUUGUUGGAGUGCAGUUACUGGCUAUGACACAUCGACAAACUAGCUAAAUUGAUUUUUUUGGUGGAACUGAAACUCAAAGUGUACCAAAUCCUGGUGUUCUGAAACCAAGACUAGAAGCUGCAGCUGCUGCUACUCUCAGCAUCCAACCCAGCAGGUCAGUCUUCUUUUUUUAUGAAACUGUGACUCUGAGCUGUGCAGUGCCAGGCAGCUUCAGCAGCUGGACAGUGAAGAGAAACACCUCCACAAUGUCUUCUGUUUCAUGUGAGACCUGGGGCCUAUUACAUGGGUCAUCCUGCACCAUCAAAGGUGUCUACCCAUCAGACAGUGGAGUGUACUGGUGUGAGUCUGACAGGGGGGAGUGCAGCAACACCAUCAACAUCACAGUGGCAACUGGUCUGAUCCUGCAGGGUCCUGCUGUUCCUCUGACUGAGGGAGACAGUGUGACACUAAACUGCUCCUAUAAAGAAAAAUAUGCAAAGGAGUCUACGUCCAAUUUCAGUGCUGAAUUCUACAGAAAUGGUGCUUUUAUUGAAAAAAGGUCUGAAGGAAGGUUGAGACUUAUCCAUGUGUCCAAGGAGAACGAAGGCUCCUACAAGUGUGAACAUCCAACAAAAGGAGAGUCACCGGAGAUCUGGCUGGAAGUGACAGCUCGAGCUCCGUCUACGACUGCUCCUCCUCCUCCUCCUCCUCAUCCUCCUCCUCCUCUGAUGUCUCUUCCCAGGCUGGCAUACACAAUCUUUUUGUUCAUGCUGUUCACUGGUAUACUCAUACUGUAUAUAUCCAUGUGCAAAAGUUGACUCAAGGUAAGAGUACAACUAAAAAAAAUCAUAUUUAGAAUAUAUUCAAUUUCCACACAGGGUCAGAGGUCCAAUACAACACCGUAGCUGCCAAACAAAUGUCAAAAAAUCCAUCAUAAAACUAUUUUUCCAAACUUAUUUUGUCAGUCUAACAAUAAUUUAAGUAUGGAAUCGGGUGAUAGAUACAUCUGAUAGAAAAUAACUGAAAAGCAGCAGCAACACUUUAACCUCUUGCUGUGAAAGAUUCACGUUUUCCAUUUGCAGCCUCCUCCAGUUGGACAGUAGAUGCCAACUGACCACAGUGGUGUAAAAUGAGCUUCUCAACUCAUGACACUUUGUGAAACUGACCCUUGGUUGUGGCUCAUCUAGUGACCUCAGACAUGUUUGUGUGUUGAUGUUCAUUGAAUGAAGACAGAUAUUCAUGUUUUCAGCAAAAAAAUGUCACGGCAGAUAAAGAUGGACAAUUAUCAUCAGGGAUUGUUAUUGUUGUUAAUGAGGUCAGAGGUCAGAGCUAGUUCUCAUGGCAACAAUAGAAAGUGCCACUGUUGUAUAACGCUCCUUACAUGGGAUUAAGUUCUGCUUUUAAAAAAUCCCACUACGUAAAGUUUCUGUUCCUCCUGCAGCUGAAACUGAGACAAAAAUGAGAGAGUGUGAUCAUCUCUGACUGGAGUGUCUGAGGAUGAAGAUCAUGAUGAACAAUAACGAUCAAUGUAUCACCAGGAUUAAAGUAAAAUUUUUAUUUGUUUUACUUUUUUAACUUUAUUUUUUAACAGCUGAUGUUUUGCCUACACUGUUAGCUCAUGACUUGAUGAUCAAUCUGCUGUUUGCGCUGAACUGAAAACUGCAAAAUUCUCACAUUUGAUGUGUUUUUGGUUUAUAAGACAAAACCAAUGAUUAAGCCAAUGUCAAAAUGUACAUAAGCUUCAUGCUAGUCUUCAUAUGUCAGUAUUAACAUUCCCAUGCUGUUAGGUGCAUUUAAACAGGUGGAUUCAGUGGCAGAAACACACACGGGCACAGAAUAGCGGUGAAGCAGAUUUAUUAACAGUGGUCAGGGAAUAUUUACAAGGGGACGGGGCUAUAUACAAUGGCCAGGUAAAUGUGCGAAUAAACAGAGCCGAGGUAUGCAGGCAGAUAUAGGUGGCGAACCAGAGCUACCUGAGAACGAGGGACAAAACAGAAUUAGGGGAUAAACGUCGAGAAUCGAGAAUGAAACUGAAGCGGACGGGGAGAGUUGGAGAGCUUACUUGAAACACCAGAAUACAGGAAUAACAGCGAUCGCAGGCCAGCGCCAGGUAAGUCUCUGUCACAGAUCCAAAGAUGGGCCAGCGCACAAAGAAACAGGCAGGCGAGCAGGCGGCGAGACAGGCUGGUGCAGAGAAAAA
Molecule: messenger RNA, 2569 nt
Organism: Oreochromis niloticus (Nile tilapia)
Lineage: Eukaryota; Metazoa; Chordata; Actinopteri; Cichliformes; Cichlidae
Product: type-2 ice-structuring protein
Exons: 4
Coding region: 636-1187 (183 amino acids)
Biological process (GO): cell surface receptor signaling pathway; immune response
Cellular component (GO): external side of plasma membrane
Molecular function (GO): transmembrane signaling receptor activity
Source: RefSeq, a predicted model, not a curated record